Molecule: messenger RNA, 2064 nt
Organism: Parnassius mnemosyne (clouded apollo)
Lineage: Eukaryota; Metazoa; Arthropoda; Insecta; Lepidoptera; Papilionidae
Source: the annotation of a GenBank genome assembly
AUGGAUCAAGUCAAUAAACUCGAAGUAUUACAGUGUAACUUAGAUAAGUCAAAGAACAGUCAACAUGAAUUUAUUCUCUCUUUUAUGGCCGGCCAAUUCCAGAUAGCUUUGGUGUCAGAACCCUAUGUUGGAUCUGGCAACAUUGUUAAAUCCAUCCCUGGUAUCAACAUAUUCCAGUUUUCCAAUGGUAACAGGGUUAAGGCGUGCAUAAUGACAAAAUCUAGUUGUGGUUCCGUACUGGGUCUAUCCCAAUUUUCGUCAGCGAAUCUUAGCGCGGUUCAAUUAAAUAUUGGGGGCUGUAAACUAUACAUAGCAUCUGUUUAUAUCGAACCUAAUAGUGACGAUCACAAUACAUUGCAACGGUUAGACAACUUUUUGAAAAUGACCAGUAACUGCCAUCAGCUUGUUGGAGGCGAUUUUAACGGUUGGCACCCUAUCUGGGGUAGCGACCGGGCAAACUCGCGGGGAAAUGAAGUUGUUGACAUCGUUUAUGGCAAUGACAUGUUUUUGUGUAAUAGAGGUCAUACUCCUACUUUCGAGACAGUAUCUUAUGGGCGUGUGCGCAGCUCUUAUAUUGAUCUUACACUUGCUUCUAGCUCUAUAUAUGACCGGAUUACAAACUGGAAAGUGGAUCCUUCAAUCUGUUUGUCUUCUGAACACAGGGCGGUGAUGUUCUCUGUCACUACUCAUGGUGAAAGGAGAAAAACCAACAAAACAACCAGUACGUUCAGAUACAAUACGAAUAAUAUAAAAUGGGAAGAACUAAGGCCUUCCUUUGAAGCCAAAAUUAAGGAACAUGUACCACAAAAUGUUAUGGUUGAACAGAUGCAGCCAAAUGAACUUGAAAAUUACAUAAUCUCAGUUACAUCGGCAAUUCAAAAAACAUGUGAUGAGCUACUCCCAAGGUCAACUGGUCGAAAAUACCGUUGCCCUUGGUGGACAGAUGAACUUGAAUGUCUCAAAAAACAAGUUAUACGUAACCAUCAUAACAUACAAAAACUGCGCCGACAAAAUAAACCACUUGAAGAUGCCCUAUUGGAAAAAGAACGCUUAAAAACUGCUUACUCAAAAACCUUCCGUGAAACUUCCACGCGAAACUUCAGAGACUUUUGUGAAAGGCAAGGGAAGGAGGAUGUAUGGUCCGUUACAAACAGAAUUAUUAAAUCAAGCCCACCUGCGCUACCACCAGCAACACUAAAGAAAAGCGAUGGUUCAUACACCACCACCAGUCUGGAUACUGCCCAAGCUCUUCUUGAUAAAUUUUUCCCCGAUGAUGACCUAAAUGAUACAACAAUUCAAGAAAAUGCCCGAAAUCUAGCAAUUAUCUCACCAAAUACUCCAGAUGAACCCCCUUUUACCUACGAAGAAAUUCUCAGUAGCUUAAAUAGUAUGAAUCCGAAAAAAGCACCCGGCAUGGACCAUCUUACUUCUGAUAUUUGCUUAUUAUUUGUCAAAAGCUUCCCAGAUCUCACCACUUCAGUAAUUAACCGUUGUUUCAAACUCGGAUAUUUUCCAGAAAUUUGGAAGAAAGCUUUCAUUAAAAUUCUCCCUAAGCCUCACAAGGAUGACUACCUAAAUAUCUCUUCCUUCCGACCCAUAGGUCUGAUUAAUGUUUUUGGAAAACUGUUUGAAAAACUUGUUAUACGAAGAUUAACAUACUUCAUGCACCAGAACGAUCUUUUUAAUUCAGCACAGUUCGGUUUUAAAGAACAAACCUCUACCGUCAAUGCAUUAACCAAUAUAAUAGACACAAUCAACGAUGCCAUAGCCAAUAAAGAACAGGUACUCGCAGUUUCAUUAGAUAUCCAAGCGGCCUUUGAUUGCGCCUGGUGGCCGGCAAUAUACCGCCGACUACAUAAAAUUAAAUGCCCCCGUAAUAUUUAUUCUAUCCUGCGUAGCUACUUUCAAAAUCGAUCUGCAACUAUCCAUUUUGGAGACAGCACGGUUAGUAAAACUCUGACGAGAGGUUGCGUCCAGGGUUCGGUCUGUGGCCCCUUUCUUUGGAAUUUAAUUGUGGAUGAACUUCUUGACAUAGACAUGCCACCUGGAUAUACAUAUACAUGA